CAGCCCGGGGGAGGCGCUACGGGCCGGCGGCCCGAGCUCGACGAGGCGGUGGGACGGCAGGUGUUGCCCUUUUUACAAAUUGAAGGCAAGGCCCUCCACUAGCAAAAAGAUUAGGAAUCGAUUGAUUGCGAUACUCGCUAUAUUGCAGCGGUUUGGAACCCAGCCCACAAUAUCCCCAAGAAUUUCCACACUGAUUAGUCAACAGUGGAAAAUCUGAAGAGAUGCGAGCAGGAAAAAGGAAUUAAACCAGGCCUGAAGAGCGAUGCAACGGGCAUGAUGGAGGUCGAGUCCUCCUACUCGGACUUCAUCUCCUGUGACCGGACGGGCCGUCGGAACGCAGUUCCUGACAUCCAGGGAGACUCCGAGGCCGUGAGCGUGAGGAAGCUGGCGGGAGACAUGGGCGAGCUGGCGCUGGAGGGGGCAGAGGGACAGGUGGAGUCAGGCACCCCAGACAAGGAAGCUAGCAGCCAGCCUGAGAGCAACGAUGGGACCACCUCAUCUUGAGCCUGACCUUACCCAAGAAGGCUGGAAGAGACACCUGCUGUGCCCGCCUGGACAGGGAGCCCUGGCACUGGCCCGGCAGCCUCUUCCCUGAGCCCCGUGUCCCAGGCAAGCAAGGCCAGACUGAAAGGCACCCCCAGAGGCCACUGUGGCCCUUGCCCUGCCAAGGUCCUCUGCCCACACCUACAGGCUCCACACUCCCAUCACCUCCUCACCGUGCCCAGGUACACUUUCAAGACACUGUAAUCACAGGAUGUUAUUUAUUCAGUGGGCACCAGGACUCAGGGGCUGGGCCCUGCCCACCCAGGAACGCUCCUCUCAUGGGCGGCCUGGGCAGCAACCACGUCCCCGCUCUGCCCCCUUUUCCAAACCCAAACUUCUAGGUCAAGCCAGACCUUUUGAUCCCUUUUUUAAAAAAACGCUUUUAAACUUUUAAACCUUUUUCAGCAGAGAGGGAAGGAGCUGACAAUCAGUUCACUUUUUUGGGGGGGGGAGGGACGCCAUUGUAAGCGAAACUCCUUUGACCAUCUCUGCAGCUCUGAGGUUCCCUCACUGAGCUUCACGGACCCAUUUUUAGGGAAGGGGUUUUUGUGCUCAAAGCUACCCGAUCAACUCUUCGCCCUUUCUUUCUACCAAGAUAAGUAACACCUGGGACCCAGGAAAUAAAUGCUGAUGAUUUGUGUGA
This is a messenger RNA of Hipposideros armiger (great roundleaf bat), 1186 nucleotides long. It is a transcript of the gene PKIG, whose product is annotated as cAMP-dependent protein kinase inhibitor gamma. The transcript is spliced from 5 exons. The record is from RefSeq and is a predicted model, not a curated record. Gene Ontology annotation, biological process: negative regulation of protein kinase activity. Bases 274 to 504 code for a protein of 76 amino acids. NCBI's taxonomy places the organism in Eukaryota, Metazoa, Chordata, Mammalia, Chiroptera, Hipposideridae. Gene Ontology annotation, molecular function: cAMP-dependent protein kinase inhibitor activity.